Molecule: messenger RNA, 4683 nt
Organism: Pelmatolapia mariae (spotted tilapia)
Lineage: Eukaryota; Metazoa; Chordata; Actinopteri; Cichliformes; Cichlidae
Product: protein NLRC3-like
Exons: 14
Coding region: 178-3852 (1224 amino acids)
Biological process (GO): intracellular signal transduction
Molecular function (GO): protein binding
Source: RefSeq, a predicted model, not a curated record
UGGAGUGCUGUGAUUGUUUGUGGCUGUGGACCCUCUGUCCCACAAGCCCCUCCCUGAUUUUUCCUUCCCGACGUUUUUCUCUCCUGAACUUUGUGUCUGACGCUGAUCGUCUCCGUGUGAAGCUCCGUGUUAAGGUGAAGGUAGAAAGUGUGUGUGAGCUGAUGUGAAUUGAGCAGCAUGGAUCAGUGUGAGGACAGAGAGCAGGGAGUCCCUCCCUCUAAAAGCACUCUGUGUGGGGAACAUGAGAGCCAGACCAAAGCUCAGAGGAACCAACAAGGAAGAAAACGCAAACAUGAACCUGAACCCAGCUGUGUGUCCUGUAAGAGUGACUGGGCUAAAGAUCUCCCCAUUUAUUUUAAAGUCCAGCCUGUGUCUGCUGCAGAGAGGAUCAAAGGGAGACCUGCUGGACCUGGACCUCCACCCAGCUCUGUGUCCUUACAGAGUGACGUGUCUAAAGAUUUCCCCAUCGUUAAUUUUAAAGUCCAGCCUGUGUCUGCUGCAGAGAGACUGACUGAAGUCCACAAGAAGAUGAUGAUGGAGGAAGAGGAGGACAGAGCAGAGUCUGUAGGAUCCAGCUGUCCGUCUGUGAGGAGUGACCGGUCCAAAGAUCUAAAUCCAGACUUCAGUGGUGAACCUGGACCAACGAGAGGUCAGAGGUCACAGUCUGCAGGGUCCAGCUGUCCGUCUGUGAGGAGUGACCGGUCCAAAGAUCUACCUCCACUCUUCAGUGAUGAACCUGGACCAACGAGAGAGAGGAAGAGGAGUGGUGUUUGUGAGGAGGAGCAGCUGUCCUGCUGUGCUUUGUGUCAGGACGUCCUGAAGGAUCCAGUCUCUACCAGCUGUGGACACUGGUUCUGCAGACAGUGCAUCUCCUCAUACUGGGACCAGUGUGCUUCAUCAGGAGACUCCGCCUGUCCCCAGUGUGGAGAAAGAUCCAGAACCAGAGCUGGACUGCAGACAGCCAGUCAGAGCAGCUGUGUACAAACAGAUGUUGGUCUGCAGGAGGUUUUAGAUGAACAUAAGAUCAGUCUGAGGAGGAGAUGUGAACGUGUGACUGAAGGAAGUGAUGAAACAGGAAGUAGAACCCUCAACAGUAUCUACACUGAGCUCUACAUCACAGAGGGACAGAGUGAAGAGGUUCAUACCCAACAUGAGGUGAGGCAGCUGGAGACAGCUUCCAAGAUGGACGCCCUCCAUGAUGCUCCAAUCAGGUGCCAGGACAUCUUUAAAGCCUUACCUGACCAACAGAGACCCAUCAGAGUGGUUCUGACCAACGGCGUGGCUGGUGUUGGAAAAACCUUCUCAGUGCAGAAGUUCACUCUGGACUGGGCAGAGGGCUUGGAGAACCAACAUGUCAGUGUGGUGGUUCUGCUUUCAUUCAGGGAGCUGAACCUGAUCAGAGAUGAGCAGUACAGUCUUCUGGAGCUGCUCCAUGUUUUCCAUCCAAUAUUACAGAAGGUCACAGCAGAGAAGCUGGCUGUCUCUCAGCUUUUGUUCAUCUUUGACGGCCUGGAUGAAAGCAGACUUUCAUUGGAUUUCACCAACAGGAAGCUGCUGUCUGAUGUCACACAGAAGUCAUCAGUCAGCCAGCUGCUGACAAACCUCAUCCAGGGGGAUCUGCUUCCCUCGGCUCUCGUCUGGAUAACUUCCCGACCUGCAGCAGCCAAUCAGAUCCCUCCUACAUGUGUUGACAGGCUAACAGAAGUACAAGGCUUCACUGACGCCCAGAAGGAGGAGUACUUCAGGAGGAGAUUCAGUGAUGAAGAGCUGUCCAGCAGAAUCAUCUCCCACAUGAAGACAUCCAGGAGCCUCCACAUCAUGUGUAGUAUCCCAGUCUUCUGCUGGAUCACUGCUACAGUUCUGGAGCACAUGUUGACUACAGAGCAGAGAGGAGAGCUGCCCAAGAGCCUGACUGACAUGUACUCACACUUCCUGCUGGUUCAGACAAAGAGGAAGAAGAACAAGUACCAUGAGGGAGGUGAGACGAGUCCACAGGAGCUGACGGAGGCUGACAGGGAAGUUCUUCUGAAGCUGGGGAGGCUGGCGUUUGAACAUCUGGAGAAAGGAAACAUCAUGUUCUACCAAGAAGACCUGGAGCAGUGUGGUCUGGAUGUGACAGAGGCCUCGGUGUACUCAGGAGUUUGUACAGAGAUCUUCAAAAGAGAGUGUGUGAUCUUCCACAAACCAGUCUACUGCUUUGUUCAUCUGAGCAUUCAGGAGUUUCUGGCUGCUGUCUACAGGUUCCACUGUUACACCAACAGGAAGACUGAGGUGCUGAAGAACUUCCUGGGAGAUUUUUGUAUAUACUCUGAUUCUGACUCUAAUUCUAAUUUGCUUCUACGUUGGUUUCCCCACAUUAAACCAUCUCUGCUUAAACACUCUGUGGAUGAGUUUCUGAAGAGAGUCAUGCAGAAAUCCCUCCAAAGUAAAAAUGGCCACCUGGACCUGUUUGUUCGCUUCCUUCAUGGCCUCUGUCUGGAGUCCAACCAGAGACUCUUAGUAGGUCUGCUGGGUCAGACAGAGAUCAGUCCAGGAACCAUCCAGAGAGUCAUCAACAACCUGAAGGAGAUGAACAGUGAUGAAAUCUCUCCUGACAGAAGCAUCAACAUCUUCCACUGUCUGAUGGAAAUGAAAGACCUCUCAGUAUAUCAGGAGAUCCAAGAGUUCCUGAAGUCAGAGAACAGAUCAGAGAAGAGACUCUCUGAGAUCCAUUGCUCAGCUCUGGCCUUCAUGCUGCAGAUGUCAGAGGAGGUUCUGGAUGAGUUGGACCUGCACAAGUACAACACAUCAAAGCAGGGAAGACAGAGACUGAUUCCAGCUGUGAGGAACUGCAGAAAGGCUCGACUGAGUAAUUGUGGACUCUCAGAGUCUCACUGUGAAGUUGUGGCCUCAGCUCUGAAGUCCAACCCCUCCCAUCUGACAGAGCUGGACAUGAGUUACAACAAGCUGCAGGAUUCAGCAGUGAAGCUUCUGUGUGCUGGACUGGAGAGUCCAAACUGUCGACUGGAGACUCUGAGAUUGAUGAGCUGUGGUUUGUCAGAGAUCAGCUGUGAUUAUCUGGCAGCAGCACUGAAGUCCAACCCCUCCCAUCUGAGAGAGCUGGUCCUGAGCUCCAACUACAACCUGCAGGAUUCAGGAGUGAAGCAUCUGUGUGGUUUCCUGGAGAGUCCAAGAUGCAAACUUGAAACUCUGAGAUUGUGUGAAUGCAGUUUGUCAGAAACCAUCUGUGGUGAUCUGGUUGCGGCUCUGAAGACCAACCCCUCCCACCUGACACAUCUGGACCUGGGUGAAAACAACCUGGGCGGUUUGCAUAUGAAGCAGCUCAGUCUUUUCCUAGAGAGUCCAGACUGUAGAUUGAACAUACUGAGAUUGACAAAUUGCAGUCUGUCAGAGAUCAGCGCUUUUGUCUCAGCACUGAGCUCCAACCCCUCCCAUCUGAGAGAGCUGCACCUGAGUGGAAACAACCUACAGGAUUCAGGAGUGAAGCCACUGUGGGAUUUUCUGAAGAGUCCAGAAUGUCGACUUCAAAUUCUGGGAUUGUGGAGCUGUGGUUUGUCAAAGAUCAGCUGUGAUUAUCUGGCAGCAGCGCUGAAGUCCAACCCCUCCCAUCUGAGAGCGCUGGACCUGUGGGGAAACAACCUGCUUGAUCCAGAUGUGGAGCAGCUGUCUGAUCUUCAGCAAAGUCCAGACUACAGACUGGAGACUCUGAGGACGGUGUGCUUGCUGAGAGAGGAGCAGCUGUGUCCUGAUGAUCCAGAGAGGUUGAAGCAGCAGCAGCUUGUGUGUAGAGAUGCUCUGACUGGGCCAUGUUACUGGGAGGUGGAGAGGAGAGCUUCAUCCAGCAGUGACUGACAGAGGAAUGAAGUGCAGAUGACUGUCAGUGCUGCAGAGAGAACUGCUCUGAGAACAUGUCCACUGUCAGACACCGUGUAGAGUCCAGCAUCAUCCCUGUGUGUCCCUCUGGAUCUGACAGAGGAUCAUCAGUGUAUCUGGACUGCUCUGCUGCUGCUCUGUCCUUCUACAGUCUCUGCACAGUCUCUGUCUGACAUUGUAAAUAUUUUACUUCGGUUUUUCAUGUAUUUUGUGACAAAGUGGUUAGGCAUGAACUCAUUUACCACUUGUCCCUUAACCAAAUUGAUGAUUUAUUUCCUUGUUAUUUUACAGUCAGCCAUAAUGCUUUAAUUUAGACAUUGCUGGUGUAACUUUGCUUAACACACACUAUCCUGGGUUUUGUUUGUGGUAGCAGUAGUUGUAUUGUAUGCAGUAUUUUACUUUUCAAAACAUUUAGCUGAGUAAAUGGGUUUGUCAGUUUCAUGCAUAAUCUUAUUCCUGUUCUUUGUUUAGAAUUGUAUUGUUUGGUCUAACCUAUUUGUUUCAAUGGUAGAGACUAACGAGGUCAGGUGUGGGCAAAGUCCUGUAUAAAGCAAGUGGGAUUUUUGCAUACCUGGUUGAAUAUUUUAUGGUAAAAUGGAGAUGCCAGCAAUGAAGUAUGCUUAAAAGAACUUCAAUCGUCUGCUAAUGCUAUUUACUUAUCACCUUCCUUGCUGCUUAAGUUAUGCUACGCCACAUAUUUACAGAACAUUAAAAUUAUGAUCAAACAUAACAGGAUAUGUGAUUUGACCAAUGUUGUGGCCACUGUCUUUAUUUCUGAAUCUUUUUCCAAAUAAAUAAAAAACAAACUAA